This is a messenger RNA of Callithrix jacchus (white-tufted-ear marmoset), 24985 nucleotides long. NCBI's taxonomy places the organism in Eukaryota, Metazoa, Chordata, Mammalia, Primates, Cebidae. The record is from RefSeq and is a predicted model, not a curated record.
GCAACAGUCGGCAGAGGAGCUGCAGUUGUGCCCUUGGGAUUUGCUUUUCUGAGAGAGGAGAGUGAAACUCCCACCUCCAGCUUUCAAAGGAGCUUUUCCCGAGGGCACUGCAAAGAGGCUCCUUUUCUUUCGGUUCAGCAGUAUCAGUGUGCUUCAGCUGAAUGGCUCCAACAGAACAGUAAGAUCUCAUCGCCCAAGUCAGAACCAUGGCUCCAAAACAAAAACAAAAGAAAAAGUCAUCACGUGGCAAAAAAAGCCCAAAACCAAUAUUAGCUGCUAGUGAAGACAUGGAACCAGUAAAUAUGGAGAGCAUGGGUCAUCCAGAAAUUUAUCCUUUAGUGUUAACUACCAAGACCCAGGAAAUAUUUAACUGCCGAAUAGAUGAAGAUGUCACAGAUGAACAACCUUAUAAGCUUAUUAAUAAAGAAGAUAUUUUUGAGGACCUGCGCAACAGAGCUGCAGUAUCUGAUUUCCAUCCAGUCAAAAAAAUUGUCCAGGAAUAUCCUGGAAAUGAGCUUCUGCUUGUUUAUGACAAAGACUUCAAAUAUGGACUUAACUUUUAUCUUAUUGGAACUGAAGAGGGCAAAGAAAACUAUUUAAAUCCCCCAGAAGUGCCAGAAGAACAAGAGGUAUAUAAAGAACAUAUUCCUGAAGAUGUGUAUGUUUAUGAACCACCUGUCUCUAAACCAUGGGUUUCUUUGGGCAGCGAAAAAGAAAUUGAGGAAGAAUCGGUUAUGGAAUCUACAAAGCAGAUUACAUAUAUGAUUUCUCAAAAACGAAGUGAAUUUGGUGCACCAGUUAAGUUCAGUGACCAGAAUGCUUCCAGUGUAAAAGAUGCCUAUAUUGAAUGUACAGCCUACCCAGAUAAAAAUUUUACCCUUAAACAACUUGAGAAAGAAGUCGGCAUGCAAGCAAUCCCUCAAAUAAAAGACAUCAGCACUCAGACAGAAUGGACAUAUCCCAAAAAUGCUACCACGCAAUAUUAUCCAAGAGAAUUCUCAGAAGAAGAAAAAGAGACCCUCAAACAAUCAAAGCCUUUGGUUGAUUUUCUUAACAAUGCAUCCAUAAGUGUUGAAAUAGCCCUGCAGCAAAAUGAAAUCAUGAACACAUUCAUUGAUGACUGGAAACACCUUGCAGAAGAAGAAGGCACCUUUGGGGACAAGACUGAUACCCACCUGAAAGAGUACCAGUCCUUUACCGACCUUCAUAGCCCAACAGAGAAAAUGAUUACCUGUGUCUCAUGGCAUCCAACUAUCUAUGGGCUAAUAGCUGUGUCAGUAGCUGUGCGACUUUCUUUUGAAGACAGAGUUUACUUUUCUGGUAAAUUAUUGCUGCAGCCAUCACUGAUUCUUUUCUGGAGCUUCUCCGAUCCUAUACAUCCUCAGUUAAUGCUGGAGAGCCCAGAUGACAUCUUCUGCUUCAAGUUCUGUCCGAGUGAUCCUAAUAUCAUUGCUGGAGGCUGUAUCAAUGGGCAGAUUGUCCUGUGGGAUAUCACUGCACAUGCAGAUCGCAUAGAAAACAUUAAGGCAGGCAGUAGUAGAAGUACGAAGGCCACACUGAAGCCUAUGUUUCUCCUUGAACCAGAGAGUAAUAAAGAAGCAAUGUAUAUCAGACACUGUGCAGUCUCUUCAAUAGAGAGUGGACAUAAGAAAGUAAUUACAGAUAUACACUGGCUGUCUGAGACGUUUGAGAUUAACAGAAUGGGCUCCGUCUUUGAAAAUCGAAGUGGAAUAUGCUGUCAGCUUGUCACAUGUUCAGCAGAUUGCACAAUAUGUUUUUGGGAUAUUAGACCACAGAAACCUUUAACCCCUCAAACAACAGAGAAAAAGAAGGAAGAAAGUAUUGAAAUUCCUUUUGAUGUACCAUCUACUUUUUUGCAUCUAGAUCUCUCCUGGAAACCUCUCAGUAAGAUAAGGCUGUCCAAGGGUGAAACAAGUUUAGACCACUGCCCAACCAGAAUAAGCCUGAAUGAAGACCGUCUUCUUUACAAAACAGAAGACAAAACGUUAACACAGAGCAAAACAGUGAAGGCAGGAGAAAGGAAUCCAUACCAUAAUCUAGAAAGUGGGAUGGCCAAUCUUCUCAAGCCAAUAGAUGACUUCUGCACAAAGUUCUUUGUGGGAACAGAGGAUGGUGAAGUGAUAUACACAGAUUGGAAAAUGGAAAAAGACCCUGAAACUGGCCGACUUAUGCCAAAGAAGCCAGUGAGCAUCCACACCAUUCAUGAUGGAACUGUCCACACUGUUCAGAGAUCACCUUUCUACAAUGACAUUAUUCUCACAGUUGGGGGGUGGAACGUGGCCAUAUGGAAAGAAGGUGUCACGACCGGACCCCUCUUUCAGUCAUGCUGUGCACCAAAAAUGUAUACCUCAGGCCACUGGUCCCUGACUCGGCCCGGAGUUUUCUAUAUCGGCCGAGAAGAUGGAUAUAUUGAUAUCUGGGACCUUCUGGAGAAAACCCAUGAACCGGCCCAGUCUCAAAACAUUUGCAUAUCUAUGAUCACCUACAUCAAACCCUGGAUCUUUUCUGCUAAACAGCAAUUUAUAGCCAUAGCUGAUUAUUAUGGAACACUGCAUAUAUUAGAAAUUCCUUGGACAUUAAGUCGCCCUUCCACCAAUGAGAUGACAAGUGUUAACCACUACUUUGAAAGAGAAGUCAAGCAUCUGGAAUAUGUAGAACAACGCAAAAAUAUUCGUGAGCAAGAAAAGAAAGAAAUGGAACUAGAAAUGGAGAAGAAAAAAAUUAAAACUUUGGAUGUCCCUUCCAUCCCAAUCCUUGCCGUUCACACAGAGGCCUUCAUCCCAGGCAGAAGGGGAAAUCCAACUGCUCCUACUUAUCAGCUUGCUUCUGGCCACCUUUCCAAGAAAAGUGCUUCCCCUGGGCCACUGUACAAAUUGUAGGACUGUAUGCUAAACAAAAUAUUAGCAAAUCAAAUUCAGAAAUAUAUGUAUAUGUGUAUAUAUAUAUAUAUAUAUAUAUAUUUUUUUUUUUUUAAGAGGUUAACACAUGAAGACCAAGUUGGGUUUAUCCAAGGAAGAUAAAGUCAAUUUAAGAGUAGAAAAUAAAUCAGUGACUAAUCAAAAGAGAGAAAUUAUGAUAACAAGUAGAUGCAGAAAAACAUUUUAUAAAAGUUGACAUCCAUUCAUGAUAAUAACAAUAUGUUAUUAUCUACAGAAAGAAUUCCCUUAAUCUGAUAAAGGGUGUGUAAAACAAUACUACACCAAACAUCCUACUACAUGGUGACAAGCAGAAAGCUUUCCUUUGAGAUGUGGAACAAAACACAGGGCACACCAUCAGGUGCCUAACAUCACGUACUGCUGUUGCCUUUUUGUGCCUGUGCUGGUUAAGCCUAGCAUAGGCACCAACAAGCAACAACAGUAUAUGAAACUGAGAUGCAGAAGAGCUCGGAGCCAGAUUAUGAAAGUUCCUGUAUACCAAGCUAAGGAAGCUGGAUUAUAAUUUAUGGGGAAUGAAUAGAAGAACCAAACAGGAAGUGACCCAAUCAGCUUUACUUUUAGGAAACAAGAAAUAAAUUAGAGUGGGGUAGAGUCUCACGGCAAGAAAUCCUAUUAGGAGGCAAGAGGAAUUGUUCAAGGCAAAGGACCAGGAUGCCCUGUACUAAAGCUUAAAAUGAAGAUAAAAGUGAAAGGCUGGUUGGAUGGGGAAGGGAGGACAAAGGAUAAUACCAAGGUUUAUAAGUUAGAUUGCUAGAGGAAAGAAAACUCUGAGGUCAGAUAGGUUUUAGCACUUAACCACCUGUGUGCCCUUGAACAGAUGACCGAGCUCUGUGAAACAGAUUCCCCUUCCAUCAAGUCAGGUUGAGAGAACUUACCUUGUAGCAUUUAUGUAAAGGAAAAAUGAGCACCUGCAGAUAAGGGGCCUGUGCCUGGCACAUAUUUUUUUCAUCAUGAUUGGAAUAUCCCAGGGCUCAUCCUUAUACCUCAGCCUCUUUUAUUCUUCCUUUUUUCUACACUCACUUCCUAGGUGCAUUCAUCCACUCACUCUCAAGGCUUUAAAUACUACCUCUGUCCCUGACCUGGACUUCACUCUAAAAUCAAGAGAUGUGUAUCUAUUUGACUUUUUGUAUCUCCACUUGGAUAUGUAAUAGGUAUCUCAAACUUAAACAUGUCCAAAAUUGAGUGCUUGAUGUUUCCCUCCAAAACCCAUUCCUCCAGCAGUCCUCCCAGCCACCAUGCUGCUUGAGGCAAAAGGCCAUCUUUCAUCUUCUUUCUCUCACAAUCCACAUCCAGUCUGUUGGCAAGUCCUGUUGACUACACGUUCAGAAUGUAUCCGGACCUGAUCACUUCUCUUCUCCCUUGCUGCUACCGCCAUGGUCCAAGCUGCAUCAUCACCAGCUCGGAUUUUGCAGCAGCCUCCUGUUCUCUCUGCUUCCAUGUUGUCAUUUUCAGUCUCUUUCAGCCACAGCCAGAUGGCAGUUUUAAAUGGAUGCUGUAAGAUGCUGUCAUCCUUCUGCCCAGAGUCCUUCCUCAGCCUCAUAGCUCACUCAGAGUAUGAGCCCAGCACGUGUCUGUGCCCUGCAAGCCCUUGUGUGGCAGGCUCUCCAUUGUCACCAGGUCUCAUUCCUCCUACCUCUCCCUUCCAUCACACCCAUGUCAGUCAUGCUGGCCACCUAUUCACCAAAUAUGCCAGGCGUCAUCCUCUCCCUGAGCAUCUGUGCUUGCUCCUCUGUACUUUUUCCAGAGAUUUUUCUAAUUUUAUUUCACAAGUUCACUCUAAAAAAUGGUGGGGUUUUAUUGGUUUGUUUUAGAAACAGGGUCUCACUCAGUUGCACAGGUUGGAGUGCAUUGGUACAAUCAUAGCUCACUGCAGCCUCAAGCUGUCGGGCUUAAGCAAUCCUCUUGCCUGAGCCUCCCAAGUAGCUAGGACUAUAGACACACACCACCACACCUGACUUUAAAGAAAUAUAUUGAGUGCCUUCUAUGUGCCAGGGUCUAUCAUUUUAAACAGGAUGGUCAGGGAAGGUGACACUUGAGCAAAGGCCUGAAAGGCAUGAGGGGUUUCACCUGUAGUCUUCCAGAAGUGCGUUCCAUAACUCAGUCUCCCUCCCUUCAGUGAAAAGAAGCGGAGACUACAGACAACAGGAGUGUCAUGACUCAUAAACUAUGACCGGAGGCUGAGCACAUUGUUGUCUCAAAUAAAAGCACGGUGCGUCAGCACAGAGGACUGGAGUAAUAGAUAUUGAGUAAGUGUCUGCCUUAGGGUUAGCAAACAAAAAGCUUAGUAUGGUGGCUAGCAUAUGGCAAGCAGUAAAUAUGUUUUGCCUAAUUUACAAAUACAAAGUGAUUGUAACAUUCUUGCUAUAGAAUCUAAACAUGGGGCCUCUUAUGCUUAUGAUAGCAGUUAUUAUCAAUUUAGUGUGACAUUUUGUCUUUUUCUUCUUCUUUUGAGGGGGAGUCUUGCUCUGUCACCCAGGCUGGUGUGCAGUGGUGUGAUAUCAGCUCACUGCAGCCUCCACCUCCUGGGUUCAAGUGAUUCUCCUGCCUCAGCCUCCUGAGUAGCUGGGACUACAGGCACGUGCCACCAUAUGCAGCUAAUUUUUGUAUUUUUAGUAAAGACUGUUUCACCAUGUUGGCCAAACAGGUCUUGAACUCCUGAUCUCAAGUGAUUUGCCCACCUUGGCCUCCCAAAGUGCUGGGAUUACAGGCGUGAGCUGCUGAGACUAGCCCUGUUGUAAUAUUUUCAUUGUGUGUUUACAACCUCAGUUUUCCUGAGUCUCAUCUCCUGUGGCCACCAAGAGGUCACAUAAGCAGCCAUAGCCCAGAUUUCAUGGGACCUUGCCCCACUUGCUUCUCAGGUAUUUCAGCCUUUUGCAGAGUGCUCCCAAGUGUGUCCAGUGGCCCCUGGACACACAUAUAGUUCAAAACAAGCCCACAACCACCCGGCACUCAGGGCUUCCUUCUCUCAAAAUGCUAGAGCUGCCUAAUAGCCUGUAACUUGAGGGAAGGUGCUGGGACAAUGCUUCUGGGUUAGUUCAAGUUCAGUGAGAAGCAAACACCAAGGCAGAGGCAGAGGUGCAAGAGAUUCAUGGGGGGAGAGAGCAGAGAAGCAAGGGAGAAACUUCAGAGCUCAUGGUGGUCUGGUACCUGUGGAAGGAAAGGGAAAAGGACAGAGGAUGAUAGGAUUCAUCUCAGACCACUCAGCAGGGUUUAAUUAUUCAUGAUACCUCUGUUUGUCACUAAGUCUUUGAAACAGACAAACUCACAGUGAUGUUUCUAUGUCUCUUCCUUCUCUGGGGUGAGUUUUCUCUGAGGCUCUUCAACCCCUCAAGCUAAGGUCCUUUUGUUUGAGCCCAGCAAGAACACAGCUGAGGCUCAAGCAAGGAUGCUAACCACCUAUACUAAAGAUGUAGGAAUAUCAGGUGUGAAUGAAAAUGGAGUUAACCAGGGUGUGUCUUUCCAAUCCUCACAGCUCUAACCCUUUUCCUUACCACCCAUUCUUUCCCAACUGUACUGUGAGUCAAUUGAUCUCCUUCUUUUGUCCUUAAGACAUUUGGUCUGGCCUACAGUGUAGUGAAAACACAGGGAUCUUUAGGUCCUGGCAGACCUGAAUCCAAAUCCCAACUUCAUCACCUUGGGCAAACUGCACUGUCCCCUAAGUCUUAGAUGCCUUGUCUGUAAAGUAGAGAUAAUAAUAAUAAUAGCCUCCCCAUACAAAGACAGUGUAUAUAAAGCACCUGGAAUCUAGUUGGCACUUAAUGAUUGUUACUGCCUUUUCUUGCUUUGUUACAGGUGUAUGCAUGUGUGUGUGCACACACACACACACACACCAGAGAAACUAUAGUAUUUCCUCUUUGUUCUAUGUAAUAAUCUCUGAUUUUAACAUUUUUAUUGCUACUAAUAAUAGAAUGUUUUCCUGACUCAAAUGCAACUUAAGCAGUGACUUAUGCAUGCCUGGUUUAAUAUUAGCCUUUGAUCAUUUUCAUAUGAGACCACAAGUGUUGGACAUAGUAUUUAACAAAAAUUUUAAAUAAAUUUGAACAGCUUUCUUUUUUGCAGAACUGAUAAUGCUACUCAGAAAAUUGAUCAUUCUAAUAUUUAAUUUAGAUUAAAUUUAAUUAUCAUUCAGUUUUACAGAUUGCUUUUUAUCCACCAAGAAACAUGUAAUUAAGCCAGCAUAUUUUUGGGUCCUCAGAUAAGCACAUCGUGUGUGUGCACUUCAGAUGAAAAGGCAAUUAACUCUAGUGGGUGGUGGCGCAGGUGCUCUUCACAGCUUCACUAAUCCAGCACUGUAAAUAAUUAACAUCUUCCUUGCCCUUCUACCUCAGAGCACUGCCCAGGGUCGGCGCUGCUCCACUCGGUUGCUAGGUUGCCAUUGCUAGGGCAGAUCUGUGCAACUGAGCAAGGUCCUCACGACGGAAAUUAAAUAUCUCAGUGAAGGGCCAAUGAACCUUUGUGUGGUGAAUUCCCUCCUGCAGUCGAUGAGCUGUCUGAGGGCCACGGGCUCAUGUGAAACAGCUCACAUUGUUAGAGCAGAACCUGCACACCAGCAAAACCAGUCUUGGGAGCUUAUUGGGAAACAAUGGAUUUCUAGAAGUUGUGUAAUUGCUUUCAAAUGCUUUCUAGUUAACAAAUAUGAUAGAAAAAACAUAGACAGCAUAACAGAUAAUAUGUUUGGUUUUCUACCAUGCCAAUGCUCCAAACUUAAAAGUAUAGAAAAUAAGGUUUCCCAAACUCAUCUGUACGUGGGAUAUUCUGAGAUGUUUUUCUUUUUUUUUUUUUCUUAAAGAAGGAAAGGAAGAAAGAUGUAAAACAGAAUAUUUCACAUUCUUCCCUGUCAACUAGAGAUGCAUUUUUCAGCCCUUUUUAGGAACCAUAUCUUUAAGAAUAAUAAUUCCCUUUAGAGAAAAAGAAAAACUGUAGAAAAUAAUGCUAAAUAAAAUCUCAAAUACAGAAAGUGUCUGGUUUGGCUGGGCGCAGUGGCUUAUGCCUGUAAUCCCAGCACUUCGGGAGGCCAAGGUGGGUGGAUCACCUGAUGUCAGGAGUUCACGACCAGCCUGCCCAACAGGGUGAAACCCUGUCUCUACUAAAAAUACAAAAACAUUAGCCAGGCGUGGUGGCAGGUGUCUGUAAUCCCAGCUACUUAGGAGGCUGAGGCAGGAGAAUUGCUUGAACCCAGGAGGCAGAGGUCACAGUGAGCCGAGAUCGCACCACUGCACUCCAGCCUGGGCAAUGAGUGUAACUCCGUCUCAAAAAAAAGAAAGUGUCUGCUUUAUUUCAGCCUAAGUAAGAAAGUUAAAUAAACAAUUGAAUUGAUACCAAUUGUUCAUUUUUAAUGAAGUUUGUAUGGAUCGAAAUAUAACAAGUAAAAAACAGAGGCCAGUCAUGAUAGCUCACCCCUUUAACCCCAAGACCAGCCUGGGCAAUUUGGCAAAACCCCCUAUCUACUAAAAACAGAAAAAAAUUAGCGAGGCAUGCUGGUACGCACCUGUAGUCCCAUUUACUCAGGAGGCUGAGGCACAAGAAUCACUUGAACCAGAGAGGCAGAAGUUGUGAGCUGAAAUUGCACCACUGCACUUCAGCCUGGGUGACAGAGUGAGACUGUCUCCAAAACAAAACAGAAUAAACUCCCAAGUAUCCAGAAUCCUAACAAGCAAUGGCUAGAACUUCAUUAUUUUUUAGUUCUUCAGUGAAAACUUAUGACAACAAAAGACAAAUAAGCAACUUUUUCUUAAGGAGUUAUCAUCAUGUGUAUAACCAAAUUCAUGGUCCAUCCAAACGUUAGAAUUCAGCUAGAUAGUUAUGUCUGCAGGACUUGACAAUAAUUGCUGAUGGUCAUCGGUAUAAAGACAGCUCAUCUCAAGCUUUGUAAUGUUGGGUAAAUAACCAUUCUGAUUCAUUUCUUCAUCUAACAGAUGGGGAUAAUAAAUCCCACUGCACGGAAUGAUAAAGAUUAAAUAAGAUAAAACAUAUGAAAGUACUUUGUAAAGUUUAAGUGCUUUAAAAACAUAUAAAAUGCAUAUUACAAUAUUUUACGUAGAUCCUGAACUACUUUGGGAUUCUCAGGUGACUUGAAUUAUGAAAGGAAGUUUAAUUAUAUUUAUUGUAGCAUAUUUUUAUUACAUUGUAAUUCCAGAUAGUGUUUAAUUAACAGUCAGGUUGGCUGGGCACAGUGGCUUAUGCCUGUAAUCCCAGCACUUCGGGAGGCCGAGGCUGGCAGAUCACCUGAAGUCAAGAGUUAAAGACUAGCCUGGCCAAGGUGGUGAAAACUCGUACCCACUAAAAAAACAGGUAACCAAGAUAUUCCAUUCUCUUACCCUACUAGAUAAAUAAUUUACAUGUGUUAGCAGCUAAUUAAUUUAGUUUAAUGAUUACGUGGGUCCUUUCAAGAUGAGGGUAGGAAAGAAAUAAAAAUAAAAAUAAUUAUAUGGAUCUUAAAGUCUGAAACUUAGAAAAAGGGAAAAAUACUAGAUAUGGUCAUAUGAAAGAGAGCCACCUGUUUAAAAGGCAGGAUGACAUUUUGUAUGUUCCUUUCAACCCAUCCAUAUCAACUGGGGAUCCAUGUAGCCAUUACUCAACCAUUUUAUUUUUUAAGACUGUUGGAAUUUUGCUCUGCGUUUCUCUAACAGGUACCUUAGCAUCAGGAGAGGGCAAAACCUAGAAAAACACCUGGGCUGUAAGUAGGAAGUACUGGUGAAGCAUCUAGUCCUCAGAAAUGAUAUGCCAUAGACAGAGUUUGAAAUAAAAAGUUCACUGUGAGAAUCUUAAUUUUAAUUGAGAGUAACAGAAAAUCUGCAUGGGGAGGAAGAUGGCAGAAACCACUCGUGCUUGUCAAAUACCCACAUGUACCUCUGCAUUUGCCAGUCUCCUUUGCAAUCAGAUUGGAGCCUUUGAAUUCUAGCCAACAGGAUGUGGGUGGAAGUGACAGAAGCCACUCCAGGCCUGACUUUAACUCAUCUCAUGAAAUCUUCCCACUUUAUCUUCCCCUGCUCUGUGUUCCACAGGCCAUAAUUUACAAAAUAGAGAAAAGUUUCUCAAUCUGUAUCAGACUUUUCACAAGGAGGUGAUAAUCCUUUAUCAUGUUAAACCACUGAGACUUCAGGGUUUAUUUGCUAUGCCAUAGCCAAGCCCAUCCCGAUGAACUAGGGCAGAUUAGAGAGCACUCCGUCUUACUAGAAAAGGUGUGCCUAACUCUCAGUUGGAACUCAGAAUUUGGACUUAAAUAUAUGCACUGUUGAUAAGAUACCAGGAAAAUUAAAAAGCCACAGAUAUUUAAAAAAAACAAAAAAAAACCCUUUCCUGAAUUGAAAAUCACCUGUGUCUACAGAUUGAAAGAACAGCAACUAUUCUAAGCAGAUUCCAAAUUUUGCAGUAAAUGGGUGAAUUGAGAUUUACAUAUCACUCCAAAUCCUAUGCUUUUAAUUCUCAAUGCUGAAGCCAGCAUGGUCAUUUAAAAAUAUCAGAUCUGAACUCCAUCACUUCCCUGCUUACAAAGUUUCAAUGGCUCCUUCUUGCCUCAGGGAUUGGGUCUAAACUCUGCCUUCCUGUGGCAUGGCCCUGCUUGCUUUUAAGCUCAUCUCUUACUGCUUGCUCUCCCUUACUUCUGCUCCAGCCAUUUCACGCCAUGCUAUUCUCCACACAUGCUAUACUCUCUCACCUCUGCCUCCUUGAAAAUGCUAUUCCCUUUCCCUGGAUAAAAAGCUACUAAAAAUUCAAAAAUGCUCUAUGAAUUAGUAUGUUAUCUGUACACAUUUGAAAAAUAAUUCAUACAUAAUCCUCCUAUGGAAAAUGAAUAGUGCUCCAGGCAACCAAAGUAAAUAUAGACUAAAUGGGAUUACAUCAAGCUAAAAAGCUUUGAGCAGCAAAGGAAACAGUCAACAAAGUGAAGAGACAACCCACAGAAUAAGAGAAAAUAUUUACAAGUUACCAAUCUGAUGAAAGAUUAAUAACCAGAAUAUAUAAGUAACUCAAACAAUCGAAUAGCAAAAGAGCAAUCAAAUGAAAAAAUGGGAAAAAUAUCUGAACAGGCAUUUUUCAAAAGAAGACAAAUUCAACAGGUAUAUGAAAAAAAUGCUCAACAUCACUAAUCGUCACAGUAAUACAAAUCAAAACCACAAUGAGAUAUCAUUUCACCCCAGUUAAAGUAGCUUUUAUUAAAAAGACAGGCAAUAAUGAAUGCUGGCAAAGGUGGAGAAAGAACAUUCAUACACUGUUGGUGGGAUUGUAAAUUAGUAUAAUCCCUAGGGAGAACAAUUUGGAGGUUCCUCAAAAAACAAAAAAUAGAACUACCAUAUGAUCCAGCAUUUUACUACUUGGUAUAUACCCAAAAACUAAGAAAAUCAAUAUAUCAAAGAGACAUCUGUUUAUUGCAGCAUUUAUUCACAAUAGCCAAAAUGUGGAAUCAAUCUAAGUGCCUAUUGACAGAUGACUGGAUAAAGAAAAUGUGGUACAUACACAGUGGAAUAUUAUUUAGCCAUAAAAGAGAAUGAACUCUUGCACUUGCAUCAACAUGGAUGGAACUUGAGGUCAUUAUGUUAAAUGAAAUAAACCAAGCACAGAAUAUAUAUGUUCUAGUUCAUCUGUGAGGCUAAAAAAGUGGAUCUCAUGAAGAUAGAGAAUAGAUUAGUGGUUAUCAGAGUUCAGGAAGGGUAAGGGGCAGUAUGGUGGGUGAAAAGUUGAUUCAUGGGUACAAGUAUAUGGUCUGAUAGAAAAAAUAAGACCUAGUGUUCAAUAAAUAGUGGGGUGACUAUAGUCAAUGAUAAUCUAUUAGAUUUCAAAAUAGCUAGAAGAGAAUAAUGCAUCUUACAUAAAGAAAAGACAAAUAUUUAAGGUGAUGGAUAUUCCAAGUGCACUGAUUAACCUUUACAGAUUAUAUAAAUGUAUUAAACUAUUGUCUGUACCCCGAAACUAUGUAUAUCUAUGCGCAUCAAUACAAAUUUUGUUUAAAAAUAAAAUGAAGAGUGCUUAUAAGAAUUUGUUUAGAGAUUAUAAAAAGAAUUGAUCAUAUGAUAUUAAUAACUUGAAAAGUCACAGUAUGAGAAAUGUCUGAAUCAUGGUCUGGGCUUUGGAGUCAGAAUUCUGAGCACUCAGCCACUUACAAGCUUUAAUCAUUUAACCGUGACGAGCUUCUGCUGCAGCAGAAGGAAUUCUCAAAAGUGGAGCACUAUUUCCCAUUCCAUAGGUUCUUGCCACAUCCCUUUGAAGAGACAGACUGACUCCAUUUCCCCUCCUCUGGAAAUUGGGUGGCACUUUGUGAUUGCCUCCAAGUACAGAAUGCUGUGGAAAUGACACGGCAUCUCUCUGAAGCCAGGUCAUCAAGGGUGAGACAGCUUCCACCUGGCUCUCUUACCGAGCACUCACCCUGGGAACCCAGCCACCAUUGUGAGGUAGCUCAUGGAGAGGACACAUGUAGGUGUUCCAGUCAACAGCUCUAAAUAAGGUUUCAGCCCAUGGCCAGAGUCAGUUACCAGUUAUGUGAGUAAAUGAACCUUCAGAUGAUUCCAACCCUGAGACUUCAAGCUACCGCAGCUGACCCCGAGCAGAGUGGAGAUGAGCUUUACUUGCCUCUGCCUGCCCAAAUGCAGAUUUGUGAGCAAAGCAAAUGUUGUCAUUAUUAUUAUUACUUGAGACAGAGUCUUGCUAUGUCACCCAGGCUAGAGUACAGUGGUGCGAUCUCAGCUCACUGCAGCCUCUCUGCCUCCCAGGACCUCAGGUGAUCUGCCUGCCUGAGUGCUGGGAUUACAGGCCUGAGCCACCAUGCCUGGCCAAUGCUGUCAUUAUUUUAAGUCACUAGGUUUUGGGAUUUUAGGUAGCAAUAGAUAACUGGAAAAACCACUUCACAUGGCUCUUGUGAGGAUAAACUGAGACCAAAUAUAUAAGAUGCCCAGUACAGUAUCUGAAACAUAGUAGAUCCUCAGUAAAUAUUAGUUAUGAUACCUGUAAUGUGUCAAUAACUGCUUCCAUCUGCACACUGCCUUUUCCUCUUCUACAGUCAAAUCUCCCUUUGCCUCCCUUUCAGCAGAACACUUGUGACUAAAUUUAGGGCUUAUCUAGAUAAUCCAGGAAAAUCUCCCUCUCUCAAUAUCCUUAGCUUAAUUAAAUCUAUCAAAUCCUUUUGCUCUGUAAAGUAACAUUCACAGGUUCCAGGAUUAGAGCAUAGAUUCUUUGGGGCCAUUAUUUGGGAAAUUACCUCCCAAAUAGUCCGUUUAUUUAUUUCUCUCUACUUUGUUCCAGGAAAGAUGAUAAUAAGGAAGUAUAGUGUAUAGUAAAUCCUUGCCUUUAAGACAUACAAUCCAGUAGACACAAUAAGCCACAUACUCAAAUACCUAUAACGGAAAACAGAGAAAAUAAGUGCUACAUCUCUUAAAAAUUGAUAAAGGUUAAAAAAAAAAAAAAAAGACUAUAAAUAGCAGAAACCUGAUGAAUGGGAUUGCAGGUUCAGGAGCCUAUUAAAGCAAGGCCCUAGUAGUCUGGUGCGGCUGGAGUACCGGUGGGGAAGGCAGGAAACAGGUGAGUCAAGGAGAUAAACCAGCCCCGACUUUAUCACGAAAGGUCAUUAUAAACUCACUGUUUAUCACCAGUUUUAAGUCUAUAACUUUGUUUCGAUGUCUGCAAAAUACUCCUGGGAAGAAAAGCAAUUAACAAGAACAAUAACAAGCAACAAAUUUUUAAAAAUAGCAAAAUUAAUUACAGAACAUUGUGAACAGAGCUCUGUAUUCAUUUCCUAACACACUACCAUGAACUUGGUACCUUAAAACAACAGAAAUUUGUUAUCUCGGCCGGGCGCGGUGGCUCACGCCUAUAAUCCCAGCACUUUGGGAGGCCGAGGCGGGUGGAUCACGAGGUCAAGAGAUCGAGACCAUCCUGGUCAACAUGGUGAAACCCCGUCUCUACUAAAAAUACAAAAGUUCGCUGGGCAUGUUGGCACGCACCUGUAAUCCCAGCUACUCGGGAGGCUGAGGCAGGAGAAUUGCUUGAACCCAGAAGGCAGAGGUUGCGGUGAGCCGAGAUCGGGCCAUUGCACUCCAGUCUGGGUAACAACGGCGAAACUUCAUCUCAAAAAAAAAAAAGGAAAAAGAAAAGAAAUUUGUUCUCUCACAGUUUUAGAGACCAAAGGUCUGAAACCAGCAGGGCUAGUUCCAUUUGGAAGUUCCAAUGGAGAGAGAACACAUUCUUUGCCUCCUCCAGCUUCCCGUGGCUGUGGGCAUUCACUGGCCCAUAGCCUCAUCACGCUAAUCUCUGCUUCCAUCUGCACCCCAUCUAGAUAAUCCAGGAAAAUCUCCACAUCUCAAAAUCCUUAACUUAAUUAAAUCUGUCAACUCCUUUUUGCCAUAUAAAGUAACAGCCACAGGUUUCAGGGAUUAGGGAAUGGAUGGCUUCGGGACCAUUAUUCAGGCUCCCAACACCUCACAAAAAGAUUCCAAAGUUGGAGAGAAAUUCUAACAAAGAUUUUACUUAUUAGUUUACAACUUUAUGUGGAAAAUAAAGGACUAAAUAAAGGGACACAUAAAGGUCUACCUUCAAGGGAAUUGUGUGACUUAGUAAACAGAAAAGAAAAAAUUGUUGGAUUUGUGGAUUAAAAAGCAAACUUGAAAGUUUGUCUCCUUCAUUUCCUGCUGGCAAGGAAAAAGAGAAAAUAAAGAACAAGAAAAAAAAUCAGGUUUUAAAGAAAAUAAUUUUAAAAACAGAAUUUAAAAAAUACUUGACAUACUUUCUCAGGAGAACAAAGGCAGUCUGCACUGUGACUUAAACGUAACAGUAGUAGAAAUUCAUUUUCAUUGUUAUUGCUCUCUCUUUUUUGGCCUAUAAAGGUCAGGCUCUCUGGGUGCAGUGACUCACGCACUUUGGGAGGCCAAGGCAAGUGGAUUGCCUGAGCUCAGGAGUUCGAGACCAGCCUGGGCAACACAGUGAAACCCCAUCUCUACUAAAAUACAAAAAAAUUAGCCGGGCAUGGCAGCAUGUGACUGUAGUCCCAGCUACUCGGGAGGCUGAGGCAGGAGAAUUGCUUGAACCCAGGAGGCAGAGGUUUCAGUGAGCCAGGAUCAUGCCACUGCACUCUGCCUGGGCAAUAGAGCAAGACUCCUUCUCAAAAAAAAAAAUAAAUAAAAAGGUCAGGCUCAUAGAGUAAGGAAUUCACUGGUUUUCAGAGCAUUUAAGGAAGAAGUGGGUAGGUGUGCUAGUGAAGAAGCUGACAAAAGUGUUGAACUCUGGUACUAAAGAGAGAAAGUAGACAAAGGAAAAAUGAAGCAAGCAAUUAAAAAAAUGUUUUAAAGAGAGAGAAAAUAUUAGCCAGAAUGAAAUUAUAAUGUGUGGAAGGAGUCUACGUGCCCAUCAGUAGGAAAAUGGCAAAAUAUGUUCAUCAGACAAGGACCUACUCUUCAGCUGUGAUGAGGCACAUUCUUCAUUCCAACAAGAAAGGAAGUUCACAUAUUAUCAAGGGAAAAAUCAAGUUGCAAAACAAUAUGUACAACAUGAUGUCAGUUGUGUCGAACUGUGUAUGUGUAUUUGUACCAACACUCAUAUUUCUCAGCAUAUGUAUAGAAAAGUCUGGAAGUGUAGCCAUCAAUGUGUUCAUUCUGUUUACUUCUGAGGGAUGGAAAGGGAGAAGUAUGCAAGGCAGAGAGGGGACUUUUACCAUCCCCAGCGUUUUUAAUCAGUACAUGGCUAAUCUUUAUACUCUUCACUCCAGAUUAUUUUGAAGCAAAGAUAAGACUUUAAUAGAUCUCUGUUGCUUGGAUAUUUUUAUAAUAGGUCUUUUACGAUUUAACAAUGGUUGUGUUCACUGCUGGAAACUGUUAAUAGAUGGCCCACUCCUAAUAGCAAUAGUUUUCAUUUCCUACUACAGUGUCAGGGACUGUUCUUUUUCUUUUUUAUUUUAAUUCAUGUCAUAUUUUGUAGGUAUAUUUAAUAAAUUUAAUACCCAUUAAAUUUAAAUAGAUGCAUCUAGUUAAUAUACUUUAUUUUUCCUUUCUUUUUCUUUUUUAUUAUACUUUUAAGUUCUGGGAUACAUGUGCAGAUGUGCAGGUUUGUUACAUUGGUAUACACUUGCCAUGGUGGUUUGCUGCACCCAUCAACCUGUCAUCUACAUUAGGUAUUUCUCCUAAUGUUAUCCCUCCCCAGCCCCCACCCCCAACAGGCCCCAUUAUGUGAUGUUUCCCUCCCUGUGUCCACAUGUUCUAAUUGUUCAGCACCCACUUAUGAGUGAGAACACGUGGUGUCUGGUUUUCUGUUCCUGUGUUAGUUUGCUGAGAAUGAUUGUUCCAGCUUCAUCCAUGUCCCUGAAAAAGACAUGAACUCAUCCUUUUUUAUGGCUGCACAGUAUUCCAUGGUGUAUAUGCACCACAUUUUCUUUAUCCAGUCUAUCAUUGAUGGGCAUUUGGGUUGGUUCCAAGUCUUGGCUAUUGUGAAUAGUGCUGCAAUAAAAAAAAGUGUGCAUGUGUCUUUAUAGUAGAAUGAUUUACAAUCCUUUGGGUAUAGACCCAGUAAUGGGAUCACUGAGUCAACUGGUAUUUCUAGUUCUAGAUCCUUGAGGAAUCACCACACUGUCUUCCACAAUGGUUGAACUAAUUUACACUCCCACAAACAGUGUAAAAGUGUUCCUAUUUCUCCACAUCCUCUCCAGCAUCUGUUGUUUCCUGACUUUUUAAUGAUUGCCAUUCUAAUUGUCGUGAGAUGGUAUCUCAUUGUGGUUUUGAUUUGCAUUUCUCUAACAACCAGUGAUGAUGAGCUUUUUUUCUUAUGUUUGUUGGCUGCAUAAAUGUCUUCUUUUGUGAAGUAUCUUUGCCCACUUUUUGAUGGGGUUGUUUUUUCUUGUAAAUUUGUUUGAAUUCCUUGUAGAUUCUGGAUAUUAGAACUUUGUCAGAUGAGUAGCUUGCUAUUACAAAUUAGUCUGCUAUGAUAACUUCUGUACAAGAUUUUUCUACCGACAUAUGCAUUCAUUUCCUUUGGAUAAAUAUCUAGGAAUGGAAUAUCUGGAUCCUGUGGUAUGUAUAUGUUUAACUUUUUAAGAUAUUGCUGAAUAUUUUCCGAAGUGGUUGUGCCAUUUUACAAUUCCCACCUGCAAUAUGUGAGAGCUCUAGUUCCUCCACACUCUUGCCAGUAGGGUCACUCUUUUAAAAUUUAGCCAUUCUAACUGAUGUGUGGUGGUGUCUUUUUGUGGUUUUAACUUGCAUUAAUGACUAAUGAUGUUAAUUUUCAUGUCUUCAUUUGUCAUUCAUAUAUACUCUUUCAUGAAGUGUUUGUUCAUGCAUUUUGCUCAUUGCAGGGAGCAAGGGGAGUGUUUUUUUUAACUAUUAUUGAGAUUUUGGAAUUUUUUAUAUAUUCUGGAUGCCAACCCUUCUAUGAUAUAUGCAAACAUAUGUUCCCUAUCUGUGGUUUAUCUUCGUAUUCUCUCAAAAGGGUCUUUCAAAGGGCAGAAGGUUUUACAUUUGAUGAAUUUCAGUUUAUCAAAGUUUUUUAUGUUUUAUGUUUUUGGUGACCAAUAUGAGAAAUCUGUGCAUAAUCCAAGGUUUUCUUCUAGAAGUUUUAUACUUUCAGGCUUUACAUUAGGUCCCUGAUGUAUUUUGAGUUUAACCACGGUGUGCGAUGUGGGUCCAAGCACUUUUUCAUGCAAAUAUUCCGUUGUUGCAGCACCAUUUGUUGAAAAGACUGUUUUUUCUUCACUGAAUUGUCUGGUCAAAAAUCAGCUGUCCAUAUAUGUAUGAAUCUAUUUCUGAACUAUUAUUCUAUUGAUUUGUCUAUUUUGAUGCCAUUUCCAUACCAUCUUGUUUACUGUCACUUUAUAAGUCACCUUAAAAUCAGAUAAUGUUGGUCCUCAAACUUUGUUCUUUUUCGAAGUUGUUUUGGUUAGUUUUUCAUAUGUAUAUUUUAAAAUUUACACAUGCAAUUCUGACCUUCAUAAAAUUUCCACUAGGUGAUUUGUUAGAAGCCCAACAACCCCCUUGUGACCUGUUUAAAUGCAUUAAGGAUAUAGCUGAUAAUGGUUUAAAUACUGAUCCCUACUGGUUAAGGAUGAAAGUAGACAGAGAAGUUGAGAUGGCUAAUACAAAAGCCAACAGUCUUUCAGAAGUGAACAUAGCAUAGAACUGUAGCAGGAGCAUCAAGGGACCUCACAGUUAGCAAAAAGAACCAAGAGAACCUAAGUAGUACCUCCAGUACUUUCCUAGUCAUAGUUUAAUAAGCUCCCAUUUAAAAAUAAAGUACAAAUAAAUUCUAUUCAUCAUUAACACUUUAGUAUUUGAAUCAGGUGAUGAGACCAUAUUCUUUCAGGCAAGAUUAUAAAACCAAAUGGAAGGCGAGAUUUCCCUGGAGGUAGAUAGAGAAGGAGGAGACAGAUUCUUUUGGGCACAGGAAGGAAAGGCAGGACUGGUUGUGAUAUCUGAGGCCCAAAGCAGCCUCAGACAUAGAGAUCAAAAUACCAGAUUUACACACAUGGUGGCACAUGGCCAUGGGGGACUGAAGGGAAAGGAUUUACCAAGAGAGGUGAGAACAUGGCGUUUUGGCCACUUUGCAAAUUAACUGGGGUGCCCCAUGGCAGCAAUUGCCUAAUGAUUGCCUGGAAAAUCUUUAUGUGUGUGUGUUUUUUGUUUUUGUUUUGACUGCCUAUGUGCAGUUCAGCAUUUCGACUUCCUGCUCCAUUUACAGAAGAAUCCCAAAGUUCAUCUUGUGACAUUUGGUCCUUUAUUAAGAGGAAGCAAUAGGAGGUCAUUGUCAGAGGGUAACAUCCUGUACUUUUCCUAUUUCCAUAAAAGGGAGGGGAUUUUGCUGCUUCUCAAGAGUAUGAAAGAAUCACUUCCAACUUCUCUUUAUAACCUUCAUUUACUGUUCCUCAAGUCACAAGGAAUGACUCAUCUGAGUGGUGAAUUGAGAACUUGAGCAUGCCUGGCUGGGCCUUCUGCAUGCUCUCACCACACACCAGCCUGUCGGUAAUUCAUAACUUUAUGGUGCUGACAGGCUCUGCCCAUGCCAGGAGAGAUCUUUUUUCACUAACUUCACCAGUGACUAGGUGGGGAUGAUCAGAUCACAGAGGAUACGUGAAGAAGCCCACUUGGACAUAGACCCACGCGAUAUUCUCCAGUUCAUCUUUAUCAAAAGUAAAUUUGGUAUUUUGAUCUCUAUGUCUGGCUCCUAUGUCCUGGUUGUAAUCUUAGGAAGGAAAGGUAAGUUUUUUUUCUUUUUUUGAGAUGGAGUUUCGCUCUUGUUACCCAGGCUGAAGUGCAAUGGCACGAUCUCGGCUCACUGCAACCUCUGCCUCCUGGGUUCAGGCAAUUCUCCUGCCUCAGCCUCCUGAGUAGCUGGGAUUACAGGCACACGCCACCAUGCCCAGCUAAUUUUUUGUGUUUUUAGUAGAGACGGGGUUUCACCAUGUUGACCAGGAUGGUCUCGAUCUCUUGACCUCAUGAUCCACCCACUAUGGCCUCCCAAAGUGCUGGGAUUACAGGCUUGAGCCACCGCGCCCAGCGCAGGAAAGGUAAGUUUUUGUUGAUCUCCUACCAACCCUAUGUUGGUAGUUCAAGGGAAAAUAUGCUGGUAGGAGGGAGUUAAAAGUGUGAGAGGAAACAAAAUGAAAAAAAAAAUGUGGUCAGUUUAACAGCACUGAGGCGUCCUCAAGGCAGAAAUUCAGGCUGUAAGAACUGGGCUUUGGCUCUGUUCCUGCUGGAGUGGAGCCUACAGGGCUCAUGAAGAAUGGAUCCCAUUUGGGACACGAUGUCAGACUGCAGACAGACCCUCCCCAUCCCUGAUGAAGAGACCUCUUUCACUCUCUUCACCGCCAGCUCCAGAUGGGACUUAAUCGGGUGUUUUACCUGGACAAGGUGCUUUUUUGUCCCUUAAGAAGAAAACAGACUGGUGUUACCUAUGUGUUCAAUUUUCAUUGCAGCUUUGAUUUCUCUUGUGUCCCAACACUUGUGAUAGAAAAGAUGGAGACUGUCUUAGUCCAUUUUGUGUUGCUACAAAGGAAUACUCAAGGCUAAGUAAUUUAAAAAGAAAAAGGUUUAUUUGACUCAUGAUUCUGGUGGACAGAAAAUUCAGGAUUGAGUGAGGGCUGCUGGCUGUUUCCAUUCACAGCAGAAGGUGAAGGGGAGCCAGUGUAUGCACAGAUCACAUGGCGAGAAAGGAGUGGUGGUGGAGAGAGUAUGUGUAAGGAGGUGCUAGGCUCUUUAACAACCAGCUCUGUUGGAACUAAUACAGUGAGAACUCACUCCUUAACAUCCACCAGGGAGGGCAUUAAUCUAUUCAUGAGGAAUCUGCCCCCAUGAACCAAACACGUUUCACCUUCCAGAAUACCACACUGAGAACUAAAUUUUGACAACAGAUUUGGUGGGGACAAACAAACCAUAUCCAGACCAUAGCAGAGACUAUAACUCAGUAUUUCCCAAAGUGUGGUAUGCAUGCUAAGGUAUACAUAACUAUACACAGAGCUCACACCUUAAUUAUCUUAAUAGUUAUGAAUUCAUUUAAGUGUGUAGAAGAAACUGUAUAACUUGUUAAUGACAAAUGACACUGGUUUUCCAUAUAUGGCAGCAGUGUGAAGUUUUACAUUUAAUUGAAAAAAUAAUUCUAGAGAAAAUAAUAGUAUUCCACAUGGUAUUUGAAUAUGGUAGAAAUUGUGCAGAUUGUCUGUGAAUGAUGGAAGUCAAGGAUAGCUAAAAGUAAUGUGGUAGGAGUUACAAGAUACACCUGAGGUCAGGAGUUCAACACCAGUUUGGCCAACAUGGUGAACUCCGUCUCUACUAAAAAUACAAAGAUUAGCCUGGCGUGGUGGUACGCAUCUGUAAUCCCAGCUAUUUGAAAGGCUAAGGCAGGAGAAUCGCUUGAACCUCGGAGGCGGAGGUUGUAGUGAGAUUUGGUGGGGACAAACAAACCAUAUCCAGACCAUAGCAGAGACUAUAACUCAGUAUUUCCCAAAGUGUGGUAUGCAUGCUAAGGUAUACAUAACUGCACUCCAUCCUGGGUGACAGAGAAGGACUCUAUCUCAAAAAAAAUAAAAUAACAAGAUACUCAAAAUAUUCAUUGCUUUUUAGGGGCUAUUCAUAGCGAUGUUGGUUCUUUCUAACAUUGCUAUUGAUGAAUUCUAAGAUUUGUAAAUUAAUACUACAAAUCUUUUAGAGGUUAAUUAUAAUCACAUAAAGUUCACCACCAAUUCAGUCUUUUUUUUGGCUUCCAAAAUGACAGCUGUGAAAUGUACUGAUCCCUGCAACUUACUUUGAAAUGCACAAAAAAGUAUGAAAAUAAUGGAUAGAUAUGUAAGCAAAUAUAACAAAAAAUUUAUCAACUAUGGAAUCUGGAUGCUAGAUAUAUGGGUAUUCACCAUAAAAUUUUCAACUUUCCUGUAUAGUUGAAAAGUGUUCAUAAAGGUUAAGGGAAAAGAUGCUGAUAUGGCUUCUUUUAUGUAUAUUUCUCCUUGGUUUUAUAGGUGAGUUUGUUACAGAGUACAGAUCAAAUGUAGAUUUAUAACCUUGGACAGAUGGCACUUUAUGCUCUGACAUUUCUUAUCCGCCAUCUUAGACAAAUAGUUUUCACUAACCUAGGGAAACAAACUUGCUCUUAGGUUAAGAGUGGGUUUUACAAUGGCCACAGAGGGAAAAAAAGGCAAGAACAUAUGCAAACAGGCUGGCAACCUGCAUCUCGUUUCCUGAACAGAGGUCAAGAACAUGGAGUCACUGUUCAGUAUCUGCAGCUGCGAAAAAAAUGUGAGUUGCAGGCAUGCUGUUUCAUAACUUUCACACAUACACAAAAGUCUUGAGUGUGAGGGGCUUUCCUGUUUCUUCAUUUAAUAUAUAUUGCACUUUAUUAAAGUUGAAAUUUUAAACUGUCUUCGGAAAAUUAUUUUGAAGAGUAGAAUUUCCAAAGAUAUGGAAUACAGAGGGCAACACCAAGUUUCUACUACAUAUACACCUCCAUUAAGCAGAAAAGCAAAAUUAAUCCAAAUAACUUAAAAGCAUGGCAAGUGGCCUUAUUAAACAAAUAAGAAUGAAGUUUACCCAACCCAAGGGCAAUGUUUAUGCAUUUUCUCACAUGCUUAAAACAAACACUUGACAUUGAGGAAAAUGAAAACCUUAAAUGUAGUGCCUGCCCCUCAAAGUGGUUUCUCUGCUAUUUUUUCUAAUAAGGAAGAGUUCUACUUAUAGGGUUCAUUCAAGUUUAUGAGAAUAUUUUAUUUUAACAAAAUGAAAAAUAGUUUUUUCCAGUUCUAGAGAAAGUGCAUCUGAAAGUAAAUUAAGUCAAAGAGGAUAUAUUUUGCUUUUUAUGAAUUCUAUAAAGAAAUGAUGCAUUUUAAGAUCUUUCUUAAAGAUAUUCCUUUAUUAUAGUGAGAUGUGCAUUUACAUUUACAUAUCAUUUAAAUAAUUGUUUAGACCCUAUUCUGCAGCAAAAAAAUGCUACAAAAAAUUACCCCAAAUUUACCCACCCACUGAUUUGUAACGUCACUAAUUUUCCCAAGACCACUUUAACUCUAAAAAAAGUCAUCUUUAAAAAAGAGGUAACAUUACUCUCUUAACCGGAAAUAAUUUAUUACUCAGGAGUGAAUAUUUUUUAAAUUAUGUAGACAUUACAAUUAUAGUACUUAGUGUUUUCCUGUGAAAAAGACAACCAUUCUCCAAGUGUCCCAUUACAGUCAUUCACUGAUCCACAAUUAGUUGAACAGCUUCUAUGUUAUAGUCCCUAGGCAUAUGGCAACAAACUAGAUACACAAAGUUCUUGCUACCAUGGAGGUUACAUUCUAGAGGAAUGGACAUAGAUAAUACACGAAUAAACAAAUAAUUUCAGAUAAUGAUAUAGCCUUGAUGAAAAUAAGCUCAGGUGAUAUGACAAAAAGUGACAACGGAUGUGGGUAUAGUUUUUAAAACAUUUUUCUUAAUAAAUUUUGUUUCAAUGUAAACAUUUACCAAAGUGAUAAAUAUCUAGUUUAGUCAUAUAGUACCAUAAGUAUUUAUUAAUGGCAUUUGUUACAAGAAACAGAAAUCUCCAUCUGCUUCUUCCCCUUAUUCUCAGAGCAGGCUGUUCAGAAGCAGACUCUCUAAAGUGACAUUUGAGCAGAGAAGCGAAUGACAAAAAGAAACUGCCUAAGAUCUGGAUAAAGAGCUUUACACACAGGGGAAAUGAUAAAAGCAGGGAACCUCAGAUAGGAAUGAGGGUCCCCAGUGUUGCUGGAGCUGGGGAGCAAGGGAGAAGGCCUAGGAAAUGAUGUGGUUUAUCUUUUUAACAUUAUCUUCUAUGAACAGACUGGAUCAUGGCUGUGGAGAGGGGAGAGGGAGAGUGAUAGCAGAGAGGAAAUAGGAGACUGAGUGAUAAUGAUGGCUUGGACUCGGGUGUUAGCAGUGACAAAUUCCAGGCAGUUUCGGACACACAGCACUCAGACCUGUUGAUGGCUGGGACAUACUGUGGGGAUGGGGUAAGAAAAACUCCAAUUUUGGAGCAACGGUCUUCCGAUGAAGAUUAGGAAAAGUGUUGUGUAUAUUUUUCACUGUUUUGCCUGCUCGGCAUCCAAAUCUCCUUCUUGUAGCCAUAGAAUCCAUUACGUAAGUUCUAGGAAAGGAUGCACACUAAUUCCUCUCUGCCUCCUGGAAGCUGGAGGACCAUCUCAUGCUUCUGUCCAGGACUGAGAAUCAGGAAUAAUGCAGAGUGAGGAUUUUUUUCCAACUAACUCCAGUGGAGUUCAUGGAGCAGCUUAGUGACAGGGACAGCAACAGCAGCAUCCUAACCAGGGACGGCCUUGAUUGCUGCCAUUCUGACCACCUAGCCACUCUUAAGUUCUGUUUAUUUUCCAAGUCUAUUUCUCCAGCCUAUCCAUAAAAGAAAAAAAAUUAAAAUGGAGGAAUGACAUAUAAAGGGCAUAAAUCUUAAGUGUGCAACUUGAUAUGUAAACACCUAUGAAACCACUACCUUGACCAAAAUGUAAAAGACUUUCAGCACCUUAAGUCUUCCCUCUGAUACACUAUUUCCUCAAUAAAUUCAAUUUCUGCCUGAGUUAGCAAGUCCAUUUCUGGUGGAGGCAGAAUGCAAUCAAGAAAUCUGACUUGUGGUACUUCAGUGUUUAUCAAGUAUGACCCUUAUUGAAUUCAGAAUGAAAAUAGGUCAGGAAAAAGAGAAAAAAUGCAUUUCUUUUUGUAGCAAAGUCCUCAGGUGAGUAAACUUCAAAUUAAGACUUGUUAUUAUUAAUCAUAAUACAACUUUAUCAGACCAAAGUACCUAAAACUUUAUGUAUUUAUUUUAUAAAAUCCUGACCAUCAAAGUCAGUCUGUGGUCUGGAAACUAAAUUCUUUUCAGGGACCACACCAGUAUUCAACCCUGUUUCUUUAGGAUCUCUAACAUAUAAAGCUACAUAAUCAGGAAUUUUCCAGGAAAUUAUUAUGUGGGACUUUACAUAUAUAUAUAUGAAGUCUUCUGGCUUUUUUAUUCUAGCAGUGACUCUAUGAGCACCAUCACCAAGUACAGAAACAUUAGUACUAAUAGUUAACAGGACAUUAUAAGACAUUUUAAUAACUACUAUAUUAACACUACCAACUUCCAAUAGAAGGAACUCACUGAAAAAACAUGGAGUCAUUUCAGUCUCAUUUGAUGGAACUCCAUCCUUCAGCAGCUCAGGCCUUACUCCUUUCAUAGUCCACUGGCAGAUUCUUUUAGCACCUGCUUCAAAAUAUAUCCAGAAUCCAGCCACAUCUCACCAUCUCUAUUGUUUCUAUUUUGCUCUGAAUUACCAUCUUUCUAGCCUGGAUUGCUGCAAAACUGGAUGCUUGAAAGUAAGAGUGAAAUGCCUUCAAAGUUCUAAGGAAAAAUUAGUUUGAACCUAGAACUGCACAUCCACUAAAAAAUAAAGAGUGAGGAAAAAAUAAGAGCCUUGUAAGAAACACAAGAACUCCUAGUUUAUCUCCCAUGCACCCUUUCUGGGGAAGAAAAGGCACUUGUAAAUAUACUACAGCAAACAAACAGAAAAGACAAAUUCAAGAAGGUGUGGGGUUAAAAAAAAAAAAGAAAAGAACAUAAGAGUAUGAAGAAAAUACAUCCUGAGAUGAUAGCUAAAAAUCACUUUG